Molecule: messenger RNA, 2711 nt
Organism: Castor canadensis (American beaver)
Lineage: Eukaryota; Metazoa; Chordata; Mammalia; Rodentia; Castoridae
Source: RefSeq, a predicted model, not a curated record
ACUCUUGGGAGGUCCUGCAGGCCUGGCGGCGGCGGGGGGGUGGUGGUGUGGAGAGGGCGGCUCUGGGUGGCUUCAGCCACUGACUCCAGCCUUGCGGAGAAGGAAGUUCCCAGAGCAAGCUGGAACAGGCCCCCAGCUUCCUCACAGGGGCUAGCACAGCCAUCCUCGGGGCGGCAUUCCCCGGGCCCCAGCCCUGGCCUCGACUCCGUGAAGCGGCAGGGUCCAGUCUGGCAAAGGAGGCCAGUGUUUCCACUCCACUGGCCCUUGCACAGACGAUGUGAGCUGACAGCCUGCAGGGUCACCAGGAUGCAGAGCAGUUUGCACAGGUCGGUGGAGGGUGCUGGCUGACAGCAUAGCGCUGGUGGGGAAAGGCAGAGCAGGCUGGAUUGAACGCCCCAGGUCGGACGCCAGCCCUCAUCCUCCUGCAGCUCUCCUUGGUGAGGCAGAACCAGCCCUCCUGGCCAUGGGAGGAGCCGUGGUGGAUGAUGGUCCCACGGGUGUCAAGGCCCCGGAUGGCGGCUGGGGCUGGGCCGUCCUCUUCGGCUGUUUCGUCAUCACAGGCUUCUCCUAUGCCUUCCCCAAGGCCGUCAGCGUCUUCUUCAAAGAGCUCAUUCAUGAGUUCGGGAUUGGCUACAGUGACACAGCCUGGAUCUCCUCCAUCCUCCUGGCUAUGCUCUAUGGCACAGGCCCACUCUGCAGCGUGUGUGUGAACCGCUUUGGCUGCCGGCCUGUCAUGCUCGUGGGUGGCCUGUUCGCUUCCCUGGGCAUGGUGGCUGCCUCUUUCUGCAGAAGCAUCAUUCAGGUGUACCUCACCACGGGGGUCAUCACUGGCUUGGGCCUGGCUCUCAACUUCCAGCCCUCCCUCAUCAUGCUCAACCGAUACUUCAACAAGCGGCGCCCCAUGGCCAACGGGCUAGCAGCAGCGGGCAGUCCAGUGUUCCUGUGUGCACUGUCCCCACUGGGGCAGCUGCUGCAAGACCACUAUGGCUGGCGGGGUGGCUUCCUCAUCCUGGGGGGCCUGCUGCUCAAUUGUUGUGUGUGUGCUGCACUCAUGAGGCCACUAGUGGCUCCCAAGUCGAGUGGAGAACCAGAGCCCCGGCGGCCAUCCCAGCGCCUGCUGGAUCUGAGCGUCUUCAAGGACCGCGGUUUCCUCAUCUAUGCAGUGGCCGCCUCCAUCAUGGUGCUGGGGCUCUUUGUGCCACCUGUGUUUGUGGUUAGCUAUGCUAAGGACCUGGGUGUGCCGGACACCAAGGCUGCCUUCUUGCUCACCAUCCUGGGCUUCAUCGACAUCUUUGCCCGGCCCACGGCUGGCUUCAUCACCGGGCUCAAGAAAGUGCGGCCCUACUCUGUCUACCUCUUCAGCUUCGCCAUGUUCUUCAAUGGCUUCACUGACCUGACAGGCUCCACGGCCAGUGACUACGAUGGCCUGGUGGUCUUUUGCAUCUUCUUUGGCAUCUCCUACGGCAUGGUGGGGGCUCUGCAGUUCGAGGUGCUCAUGGCUAUCGUGGGCACCCACAAGUUCUCCAGUGCCAUUGGUCUUGUGCUGCUGCUGGAGGCCGUGGCCGUGCUCAUUGGACCCCCAUCGGGUGGCAAGCUGCUGGACGCAACGCACGUCUAUAAGUGCGUGUUCCUCCUGGCGGGGGCCGAGGUGCUCACCUCCUCCUUUGUGCUGCUGCUGGGCAACUUCUUCUGCAUGGGGAAGAGGUCUGAGGCUGCGCGGCCCGAGGCGACGGCCUCGGCCGCAGAGGAGCUGCACAAGCCCCCCAUGGACGUGAGGGUGGACUCGCAGGAGGUGGAGCACUUCCUGAAGGCAGAGCCUGAGAAAAACGGGGAGGUGGUUCAUACCCCGGAAACCAGCGUGUGAGCGGCCAGGCCAGGCCAGCAGGGAGCAGGGACGAGGUACAGAGACUGGCAACGCUCGUAUUUAUUUCACAAACAGGACCAGCUGAGGCAGGGCCACCGGCUCGGCUCUGGCUGCCUGGUCAGCGGGUCAGUGUUUUGUGGGGGGGAGGCGGCGGGGUAGGAACCGUGUCAUUCCAAAGUGGAUCUGCGGUGAAGCCAAGCCCCACAGUUACAAGCCGCCUGCACCAGGGACCCAGUCUGCAACCCGUGUCCCCCACCCCGCUGUGGUCAAGGACCUAGAAACCCAUGCUUCGGACACAACACGACUUUAAUCAGAGGGUGGGGCUGGGAGAGGCUGGCGGGUGGGCACUGCCUCAACCUCCCUCCCUGGUGCCCGUCUGACCCCACUGUGCCCAUCUCUCUUGGUCUAGGGGACAAAGAGCUCCUUCCACCUGAGUGUGUGGAAAUAAACUUGCGUGUGGGGGGAGUCUCAGAGGGGUUUGUCUCCAGGAGCUGUGCGCAGUAAGAUGGUCACCCUGGGUCCCACUUUGGCUAAGAAACAACCUGGUUAUCCUUACAAAGCGGUUUUGGUCCUCAUCAGCUUUCGCAGUGCUGUCUGUCUGUCUGGAACAGUCCCGGCUGACCCCAGGGGUUGCUCAGCAGCCACAGUAUUUACAGGGCGUGGAGAAACGGGGCUGGCGGGGGAAGGACCUGUGCUAGAGACAGGUGCCUGGAGGCCGCGGGGACGGUGCUGUGCCUGUGGGCUGGUCUGAGACCUGCGAGCCCCAGCGGUGAGGGGACUGAGCUGAGAUAGAGCAUGCGAGCUCUGUUCGCUGCGUGUGGGCUUUAAAACAUAGACUUUCCUGCCU